This is a messenger RNA of Serendipita indica DSM 11827, 1002 nucleotides long. The record is from the annotation of a GenBank genome assembly. NCBI's taxonomy places the organism in Eukaryota, Fungi, Basidiomycota, Agaricomycetes, Sebacinales, Serendipitaceae.
AUGGAAGCGGAGGAUCAUUUGAUCUGGAUGAACCUACCAGAUGACGUAUUCGGGCUCUGGGAUUUUUCACGGCUUGAAGUCCUCAAAACCUCCAAUGAACGUCUCCUCGACAAGGCCAUGCAAGAUUCACGGCACUUGUCUAGGCUAAAAAUACCUGGCAUCAGCCUAAAAUACAUCAAAUCCAACAAAUUCCCGGCCUCAAUUCGUCACCUUCAUAUCUUCAAGAUGCACAUGACGGUUCUCCGUCUCUCCGAGAUCACACAGCUCGUCAGCCUAGAACUCACCGGUGAUUUGAUGCAAGGCGCUCCCAGGGACACCUUACUACAACUUCAAGAACUCUACCUGCACGGAUGUGCGCCGUUUUGGCCGAUUGACUGUCCGAAUCUAUUGCGACUUCGGCUCCACCCAAAGGUGACUAGCUACGUCGGUUAUGAACCGGCGGAAAUUAUCUCAUUACCAUUGCUACGCGAGUUGGAAUACAUCUCGUCCAGCCAACUCUCCUUGCUUCGUUUCUUUCAUGCGCCACAGCUUGUCACCUUGGAUAUUCAGGAGAAAGGAUAUAGGAAGCAAGAGACAUACGACGCAUUAAAUGAGAUAUGGCCACCAUCACCACUGAGUACAGGCGUCGAGCAGAGCAACUACGGCCUUGACCCUGUCAUUUUUAAACUCGGCAAUACUGCCAUCGACGGCGAGGCCUUGGCGCGUAUUCUCCAUCGCUUUAAACACGUGGAGAAGGUUCAUUUAGACAACACUAUAUUCUCUGGAGAGUUCUUUGAUGCUCUUCGCUCUACGAUGACUGAGGACAUGUCCUUCUCAUCGCUUAGCACGCUUCAGGUGUUGACUGUCGAAUAUACGACGGGAAUUCACGGGACUGUAGAGGUGGAUAGAAGGGGUCUUAUCACGAGUAUCAUACAAUUGGGCGCGCAACGAGGGAUCAAGGGAAGCCAUUCCAAAAGUGUACCAUCAACUUUGGAGAUGGCUGGAAGAACUGGGAUGAAUUAA